CUGACUUGGAUCUCUCUCUCUCUCUCUCUCUCACUAUUCUCUGCAAAGGCUUCCCUCCCUCCUCCGAUUUAUAGAGAGAGAAAAUGCUGAACUUGCGACGCUAGGGUUUGGGCCGUAGUAUGUAAAUUGUUUUUUUUCCUUUUUUCCUUUUCGCCAUUGGAGAUACACGGAGCUAGCUCCACGGUGACUUUUUGUUUUUUUCUUUUUGGUUCUGAUUUUUUGAAUUUUGGCGGAGAUUGGUGGUUCGAGAGUUCAAGGCUAUCCUUGGAUUGAGUCAAUUGACAGAAAUUCAUAAUGGCUGACUGAUUGUUAUUCAGAGAAACAGAAGAGGUAGCUGUCAAAACAAUAUUUUUACCUCAUCUCUGAAUCUCUCAAGAGUUUCAUGUUGGUGCUUGACCAUGGGAAAUAGUGAAGAGACAAGGCCUUCUAAGUCUGACAAAUCCUCUUCACCUCCACCGGAUCAGACCAACAUUCAUGUUUAUCCUGAUUGGGCAGCCAUGCAGGCAUAUUUUGGCGGCAGAGUUACUGUAUCUCCGUAUUUCAACUCAGCUAUUGCAUCUGGUCAUGCCCCUCACCCUUAUAUGUGGGGACCACCACAGCCUAUGAUGUCACCUUAUGGGGCUCCUUAUGCAGCAAUCUAUGCACAUGGAGGUGUUUAUGCACAUCAUGGAGUUCCUCUUACUGCUGCUCCGAACGCGGAAACACCUACCAAGUCAUCAGGAAAUACAGAUCAAAGUUUACUGAAGAAGAUGAAAGGGUUUGAUGGACUAGCAAUGUCAAUAGGCAAUGGUAAUGCUGACAGCGCUGAAGGUGGUGCUAAACAUGUGCACUCUCAGAGUUCAGAGACAGAAGGUUCAAGUGAUAGAAGUAAUGGUAAUACAGCAGGGGUGGAUCAAAAUGGUAGGAAAAGGAGCCGUGAGGAAACACCAACUAUUGGUGGAAAUGGGAAGAUUGAAGCACAGAACAGUCCAAUUCCAGCUUGUGAAGUAAAUGGGAAACCUGAUAAAGUUAUGGGUAUAAAUGUCAUUACAGGAAAUGUGGUGGGAAAUAUAACCGCCAUAGCAAAUGCAAAGGCUAGUCCAAUAAGUGUUCCACAACCUUCUGCCGCGAUACCAAAUGAAGCCUGGUUACAGAAUGAGCGAGAGCUUAAACGGGAAAGGAGGAAACAGUCAAAUCGUGAAUCUGCAAGAAGGUCUAGAUUGAGGAAGCAGGCUGAGGCCGAAGAACUUGCAACAAGAGUUGAUUCCCUCACUGCUGAGAACAUGACACUCAAGUCUGAAAUUAAUCGACUAACUGAGAAUUCAGAGAAACUCAAGCUUGAGAACACUGCACUAAUGGCGAAACUGAAAAUUACACGAGUGGGACAAACAGAAGAGGUAGUUUCAACUAAGGUAGAUAAGAAGAGAAUGCCUAUCAGCACUGAGAACUUGCUUUCUAGAGUCAACAAUUCCGGAUCUAUAGAUAGAAGCAAUGAAGACGGUGAAGUGUACGAAAAUAACUCAAACUCCGGUUCAAAAAAGCUUCAUCAGCUUCUGGAUGCAAGUUCCCGGGCAGAUGCUGUGGCAGCUCGCUGAUCGUUUGAUUUAAAUGGUAAGUUAAUUAUCAUGAUUUUGGCAUAAUUACGAGCCCAAAAUUACCGCUAACAGUACGAUUUAAGAACACAAAAAAAGGCACUGAUUUUUACUUGUGAAGGGAAUUCAACCUAAAUAGUUGAUGUACCAGAGAGAAAAAGUGUAGAUUAGGGGUUGUGAAAUGGGGACCUAUGUUAAUGGUUUGUAUAAGUUAUUGAGCAGUUUUUAUCGACCCUUUUUUAUGAGGAUGGAUAAACAAAUGUAAAACCUCUUUUGGAAAUACAUAUGUUUGCUCUUUUAUCUUUUAGGUUUUUAUUUUUUUCGUCUUCUGAUUUUA
This is a messenger RNA of Camellia sinensis, 1908 nucleotides long. Its product is annotated as common plant regulatory factor 1. Gene Ontology annotation, biological process: regulation of DNA-templated transcription. The record is from RefSeq and is a predicted model, not a curated record. Lineage: Eukaryota; Viridiplantae; Streptophyta; Magnoliopsida; Ericales; Theaceae. Gene Ontology annotation, cellular component: nucleus. Gene Ontology annotation, molecular function: DNA-binding transcription factor activity; sequence-specific DNA binding.